UCGCAUGGCUUUGUUGAUGACAGACCACCACAAGCUUGCCUUUGGUUGUGCCUAACUGGGAGAGAGAGAGAGACAGACCGAUAGCCUCCUCAUUCACUAUGGCGAUCCGAUCGCCAGCUUCGCUGCUGUUAUUUGCGUUUCUGAUGCUUGCGCUCACAGGAAGACUGCAGGCCGGGCGCAGCUCGUGCAUUGGCGUCUACUGGGGACAAAACACAGACGAGGGAAGCUUAGCAGAUGCUUGUGCCACAGGCAACUACGAAUACGUGAACAUCGCCACCCUUUUCAAGUUUGGCAUGGGCCAAACUCCAGAGAUCAACCUCGCCGGCCACUGUGACCCUCGGAACAACGGCUGCGCGCGCUUAAGCAGCGAAAUCCAGUCCUGCCAGGAG
Molecule: messenger RNA, 389 nt
Organism: Musa acuminata subsp. malaccensis (wild Malaysian banana)
Lineage: Eukaryota; Viridiplantae; Streptophyta; Magnoliopsida; Zingiberales; Musaceae
Product: acidic endochitinase
Biological process (GO): carbohydrate metabolic process
Cellular component (GO): extracellular region
Molecular function (GO): chitinase activity
Source: RefSeq, a predicted model, not a curated record